AUGGCUGAUGGAUCUGCUCAGCAUUCUGCCCAAGAGUCCACUAACAACGCUGGAUCGGAUUCGAUAUAUUCGAAGUGGAUUAUUAUCAUAUAUCUCUUUUUUUUUGCGUCUCUUGGGUACAUUGGGGCUUAUUGUAUUCUUCUCGUAAUGUUCUUUUAUUUCAAGGUUCCUGUGAGGGCGCAAGACUUUUGGGGACUUUUUGGCGGAUUUAUUGGGGCGAUAUCAUUAUUUCUUUGUUUGGCGCAUAUGCUCUACCCGGGGUGGUACAAGCAAGCUGGUAGAGUGCUGCCAAACAUGUGUGCCGCAGUAAUAUGUACGGCUUCUCUGAAUGUCGUUGGUUUCGUCUUCUAUCGUAAUGUAAAGAAAAUAAUAGGAUUUGAAAAGAUGAACGAUAUUGCUUUCUAUGGUGUCUGGUUUGUUAACGUUGCCGUGUUUGUUUUAUUUUGGAUGAAUCCAAUUUCCCGUGAACGAUUUAGAUUAUUAGUCAUUGAUAUAGGAAACGGCGCAUAUGCCAUAGGAAACGGUGCAAAUGCCAUAGGAAACGGUAUAGGAAACGGCGCAAAUGCCAUAGGAAACGGUAUAGGAAAUGCUGUGAAUCAUGCGUUUGGGACAAAUCAAGGAGACGAAGCAUCUCAAAACGAAGAAAUCGAGCUUCAACCUUUUGCUGGACAAAGCGCUGAAGUUUGA
Schizosaccharomyces octosporus yFS286 is the source of this 687-nucleotide messenger RNA. RefSeq lists its product as uncharacterized. The record is from RefSeq and is a predicted model, not a curated record. The coding region runs from base 1 to 687 and encodes 228 amino acids. The transcript is spliced from 4 exons. Lineage: Eukaryota; Fungi; Ascomycota; Schizosaccharomycetes; Schizosaccharomycetales; Schizosaccharomycetaceae.